AUGGAACGAUAUUACAAGCGAAAAUCAUCAUUGAUUAGUUCGGACAAUCAUAUUCCAAAUAGUUCACCUUCAAACUUAGAUAGUUCCAAUCCUAUUCCGAAUAGUUCCCCAACUUCUGCUCCAAUUCCAAAUAGUUCUGAUCCAAUUGGGGGUAAUUCCACUCCACAACAAAAUGAGUUAAAAGUUGAUUUGGAUAAUCUUGAGAGAGACCCCGGAAAGAGAAUUCCAAUGAAGGACUAUCCUCCAAAUAUUCGAGAUGGGUCCGUGGUCAAUGUGCUUGAAAUGAUUGUUGAUGAUAAUACCAAUGAUAGUGUGGCCGAAGCAAAUAGGUUAUUGAGGGACAUACAAUCUUUUGAGUUUGUGUUUCUCCUAUUUUUGAUGAAAUCUAUAUUGGGAAUCACGAAUGAUUUAUCACAAGCAUUACAAAAGAAUCAUCAAGAGAUUGUGAAUGCAAUGGCUUUAGUCAACACAUGUAAAGAACAACUACUCUACAUGAGGAAUGAUGAGGGGUUUGAUCUUUUGGUUGACAAAGUAUCGUCAUUUUGUGUCCAACAUCAUAUUGAGAUUAUUAACAUGGAUGAGGCAUAUGUAGCUCAAGGGAGGUCACGCCGUAAUACCCACAAAAAGACCAACCGUCAUCGUUACAAAGUUGAGCUUUUUUUUGUUGUCAUUGAUUCCCAACUUACAGAGUUAAAUGAUCGCUUCAAUGAGACAAGUACCGAAUUGCUCAUAUGUUUGGCUAGUUUGAGUCCAAAUGAUUCUUUUAUAGCUUUUAACAAAGAAAAGUUACUUCGCCUUGCUCAAUUGUACCCUCAAGAUUUUACUAAGCAAGACCUGUUGGCGCUUAAAGAUCAACUCGAUAUUUAUAUUCACUCUAUGCAUUCGAGAAGUGAAUUUUCUCAAUUGCAAAGCAUUAGUGAUCUUGCUAAGAAAAUGGUGGAAAAAGGGUUGCAUCGAGUAUUUCAAUAUGUGUAUUUACUUAUUGAAUUAGCUUUGGUUUUACCGGUUGCAACUGCUUCAGUGGAGAGAGCAUUUUCUGCCAUGAAUAUCAUUAAGAGUCCACUCCACAACAGAAUGGGGGAUCAAUGGUUAAAUGAUAGCUUAGUUGUUUACAUUGAGAAAGAUGUUUUUUCUUGUAUUGACAAUGAAACUAUCAUGACACGUUUUCAAAGCAUGAAAUCCCGUCGUGGACAAAUUUAG
Messenger RNA from Malus domestica (apple), 1200 nucleotides. NCBI's taxonomy places the organism in Eukaryota, Viridiplantae, Streptophyta, Magnoliopsida, Rosales, Rosaceae. The record is from RefSeq and is a predicted model, not a curated record.